CUGCACUCGAAAUACACACACCACACCAAACAAACCAAAGAGGAAGAAAGACACAAGAUGGCGACAGGCAGCUCACCAUGGGAAGCAAAGCACCUCAGGGUGCGACAGCUGGAAUUGGAGUUGGAAGCCAACUUUGAGAAGCUGCGCAACUUCAACCAGCUCAAACGCAGCGAUGAUCCCCUUCGAGACAUUCACAGUGUGUACGCCGAGAUUCAAAACUGCCUGGACGAGUUUUCUGUAUUGACGAGCGAGAUGGUUGGCCUGGCGGGCGAGGCGAGAAGUCGAGUCACCGUCGUCAACCAGCUUGCACAGAAGGAGACGGCAUAUCACCGACAAUUUGCACGAAUCAAGCAAAGCAUCAAGGCGCAAAUGGAGAAGGAAGACCUGCUGGACAAUGUGAAGAAGACGAUCAAUGACCAUCAUUCUGGAUCGAGAAAUGAGGAUCUGUACCUCAAGGAAAGUGAUCACAUUCGGACAUCCGACCGUCUCACCGACGACAUCUUGGGCAUGGCUGCUGGUGCGCGGAAUGCGUUGCAAGACCAGGCGUCACGAAUCGACAAUGUGUUUUCCAAGCUCUCCACGACAAUGAACAAGUUCCCCGUCAUCAACCAGCUCAGCAAGAACAUUGACCUGAGGAAGAAGCGGUCAGCCAUCAUUCUCGGCUCCGUCAUCGCCACUUGCGUCGUCUUCUCCCUUUGGUACAUCAUGUACUGAGGCCAGCCUCCCGUGUGGUGUGGUCGCGUGCGGCUGUACCUUGCGCGAAAGGGAUCACUCGCUGUUGGCCACGCCACCUUCGGUCAGAUUGAAGCUUGCGUCCUUCUCCGAGAACCGGGACGAGCACACAAGCUGGUUGUGGGUGUAGUUUGGUGUUGGAUGGCGUGCGUUACGCGUGAGGGGCGGAAGGCAUGGAUGUGAGAGUUGAGUUUGUGAUGCGAGCGUUGAGUUUGUGAUAACGUGGAUUCAAUUCAUAUUUGCCUGUGUGCAUGCGAAUGAUGUUAACUGCUGUGGCCAGGAUGUACCUGGCAGUGCUGAAUACGUGUACAUGUACAUCAAUCCCUCUCUCUCCUCCCCCCCCCGCCCAAUUACACCUUAUCCUAGCGU
Messenger RNA from Salpingoeca rosetta, 1101 nucleotides. RefSeq lists its product as uncharacterized. The record is from RefSeq and is a predicted model, not a curated record. The transcript has 8 exons. Bases 58 to 714 code for a protein of 218 amino acids. Gene Ontology annotation, cellular component: SNARE complex; Golgi membrane; cis-Golgi network. Gene Ontology annotation, molecular function: SNAP receptor activity. Lineage: Eukaryota; Choanoflagellata; Craspedida; Salpingoecidae. Gene Ontology annotation, biological process: vesicle fusion; endoplasmic reticulum to Golgi vesicle-mediated transport.